GGGCGGGGCGCGGCGGCUUCGCGGCGCCUAGGCUCGGGCGGCCGGCCGGGGCGCACUCAUUCACGCGGAGCCGGGGCCGGGAGCGCAGGCGGCGGCAGGAUGAACAGUAUCAAGAACGUGCCGGCGCGGGUGCUGAGCCGCAGGCCCGGCCACAGCCUGGAGGCCGAGCGGGAGCAGUUCGACAAGACCCAGGCCAUCAGCAUCAGUAAGGCCAUCAACACCCAGGAGGCCCCCGUGAAGGAGAAGCAUGCCCGGCGCAUCAUUCUGGGCACUCACCAUGAAAAGGGGGCCUUCACCUUCUGGUCCUAUGCCAUCGGCCUGCCGCUUCCCAGCAGCUCCAUCCUCAGCUGGAAAUUCUGCCAUGUCCUCCACAAGGUCCUUCGAGAUGGGCACCCCAACGUCCUGCAUGACUGCCAGCGGUACCGGAGCAACAUCCGGGAGAUUGGGGAGCUUUGGGGCCAUUUGCACGAUCGGUACGGACAGCUGGUCAAUGUUUACACCAAACUCCUGCUGACCAAGAUCUCCUUCCACCUCAAGCACCCCCAGUUUCCUGCGGGCCUCGAGGUGGCAGACGAGGUGUUGGAGAAGGCAGCUGGGACUGACAUCAACGACAUCUUCCAGCUCACCGUGGAGAUGUUCGAUUACAUGGACUGUGAGCUGAAACUGUCUGAAUCAGUCUUUCGGCAGCUCAACACAGCCAUUGCCGUGUCCCAGAUGUCUUCAGGCCAGUGCCGCCUGGCCCCCCUCAUCCAGGUCAUCCAGGACUGCAGCCACCUCUACCACUACACGGUCAAGCUCAUGUUCAGGCUGCACUCUUGUCUCCCAGCAGACACCCUGCAAGGCCACAGGGACCGGUUCCACGAGCAGUUUCACAGCCUCAGGAACUUCUUCCGCAGAGCGUCCGACAUGCUCUACUUCAAGCGCCUCAUCCAGAUCCCCCGACUGCCCGAGGGACCCCCCAACUUCCUGCGGGCCUCGGCGCUGGCUGAGCACAUCAAGCCAGUGGUGGUGAUCCCCGAGGAGGCUCCCGAGGACGAGGAGCCCGAGAACCUCAUUGAGAUCAGCACGGGCCCCCCCGCCGGGGAGCCAGCGGUGGUGGCUGACCUUUUUGACCAGACGUUUGGACCCCCCAAUGGCUCCAUGAAGGAUGACAGGGACCUCCAGAUCGAGACCUUGAAGAGAGAGGUGGAGACACUCCGGGCCGAGCUGGAGAAGAUCAGGCUGGAGGCCCAGCGGUACAUCUCCCAGCUGAAGGGCCAGGUGAACACGUUGGAGGCUGAGCUGGAGGAGCAGCGGAAGCAGAAGCAGAAGGCGCUGGUGGACAACGAGCAGCUCCGCCACGAGCUGGCCCAGCUGCGGGCGGCCCAGCUGGAGGGCGAGCGGAACCAGGGCCUGCGCGAGGAGGCCGAGAAGAAGGCCAGCCUCACGGAGGCGCGCUACACCAAGCUGAAGGAGCAGCACAGCAAGCUCAUCGCCACACACGCCGAGCUGCUCAGGAAGAAUGCAGACACGGCCAAGCAGCUGACGGCCAAGCAGCAGAACCAGGAGGAGGUGGCGCGAGUGAAGGAGCAGCUGGUGUUCCAGAUGGAGCAGGUGAAGCGGGAGUCAGAGAUGAAGCUGGAGGAGCAGAGUGACCAGUUAGAGAAGCUCAGGAGGGAGCUGGAGGCCAAGUCCGGGGAGCUGGUGCGCGUGCAGCAGGACCUGAGCCGCACGGAGCAGAGCGGGUCGGAGCUGAGUUCACGGCUGGAUGUGCUGAGUGCAGAGAAGGAGGCACUGAGCAGUGCUGUGCGGCAGCAGGAGGCCGACCUGCAGGCCGCCCAGAACCUGGUGCAGGAGAAGGAGGCAGCGCUCAGCCAGGAGCAGCAGCGCCAUUCCCAAGAGAGGGCCGAGCUGCAGGGGCGGCUGGCAGACAAGGAGUCUCGGGAGCAGGGGCUGCAGCAGAGGCUCCUGGACGAGCAGUUCGAGGUGCUGCGGCGCUCUGCCGCCGAGGCCGAGCGCAUCCUGCAGGACGCCGUGGGCAAGCUGGACGACCCCCUGCACCUGCGCUGCACCAGCUCCCCGGACUACCUAGUGAGCAGGGCCCAGGUGGCCCUGGACGCCGUGAGCGCCCUGGAGACGGGCCACGCACAGUACCUGACCUCCAGAUCAGAUGCUUCUGCCCUGGUGGCGGCCCUGACGCAGUUCUCCCACCUGGCUGCGGACACCAUUGUCAACGGCAGUGCCACCUCUCACCUGGCCCCCACCGACCCUGCCGACCGCCUGAUCGACGCCUGCCGGGACUGUGGGGCCCGGGCGCUGGAGCUCGUGGGGCAGCUGCAGGAUCAGCAGGCUGUGCAGCAGGCCCAGCCCGACCGGGUGCGGAGCCCCCUGCAGGCCAUCCUCCAGCUGGGCCAGGACCUGAAGCCCAAGAGCCUGGACGUGCGUCAGGAGGAGCUGGGGGCCCUGGUGGACAAGGAGAUGGCGGCCACGUCCUCGGCCAUCGAGGAGGCCGUGCGGAGGAUCGAGGACAUGAUGAACCAGGCCCGCCAUGCCAGCUCAGGGGUGAAACUGGAGGUGAAUGAGAGGAUCCUCAAGUCCUGCACAGACCUCAUGAAGGCCAUCCGGCUCCUGGUGACCACAUCCACCAGCCUGCAGAAGGAGAUUGUGGAGAGCGGCAGGGGGGCAGCCACGCAGCAGGAAUUUUACGCCAAGAACUCAAGGUGGACUGAAGGCCUCAUCUCCGCCUCCAAGGCCGUCGGCUGGGGAGCCACGCAGCUGGUGGAGUCGGCCGACAAGGUGGUGCUUCAUACGGGCAAGUACGAAGAGCUCAUCGUCUGCUCCCAUGAGAUUGCGGCCAGCACGGCCCAGCUGGUGGCAGCCUCCAAGGUGAAGGCCAACAAGGACAGCCGCCACCUGAGCCGCCUGCAGGAGUGCUCCCGCACCGUCAACGUGAUGGCCGCCAACGUGGUGGCCUCCACUAAGUCGGGCCAAGAGCAGAUCGAAGAGAGAGACACCAUGGACUUCUCUGGCAUGUCCCUCAUCAAGCUGAAGAAGCAGGAGAUGGAGACCCAGGUAGGUGCUUGGGCAGCCUCUAGGCCUGUCCCUCCCCUGGGGCCGAGCUCCCAGAGGGCUCUGCUGAGCAGUGCUCGCCGGCAGGUGCGGGUCCUGGAGCUGGAGAAGACGCUGGAGGCGGAGCGUGUGCGGCUGGGAGAGCUUCGGAAGCAGCACUACGCACUGGCUGUGGGGGUGGGGACGCCUGCAGAGGAGGAGCCCGGCCUGCCCAGCGCUGCCCCCCACAGCGGGACCUCCAGGAAGCCACCCCUGGCCCAGAAGCCCAGUGUGGCCCCCAGGCAGGACCACCAGCUGGACAAAAAGGAUGGCGUCUGCCCUGCUCAACUCAUGAACUCCUAGGCUCUGAGGGGUCCAGCGGGAGCCUGGCAGGCGGCCUGGGCCUCACGUGGCUACCGUGACUCGGCUAAGGAGGCAUUGAGGGGCGCUGCGCGCACACCAGGUGGCCGGGCCUGCCCACGGCCUGGAUCAGUGUCCGCGAGGCCCAGCCCUUGCUGAGCCCCUGGAUCUGGGCCGAGCGGGGCUGACAGGGCAGUUCUCCUGGAUGUGAGUUAUCUACCUGCCACGGGACCGAGAGCAUCCAGGCUCACCAGGCUGGAGCCACGGUUCAGGAAAUACACAGACAUUUGUAUGUUCCCAGCUAGAGCUUUUCCUUGUGAGUUUGUAUUCGGCGCGCUGGGAGCAGGGCCAUGGGGGUGGGGUGGGCAGGGCCCCCCCUGCCUUUUGGACUCGAGGUCUGAGGUGAGAGGUGAGCAGAACACAGUGCUGGCUGUCGGGACUGCGUGCGUCUCCCUGGGUUUUGGUCUCUGGGACACUGAUUCCACGGAGAUGGGACUUAGGCAAAGCAGGUCUGGGACAGCGCCCUUUCUCCUCGGGCCUCGCUCUCCGGCACCAGUGAUGGGGGUGCUGAGGAGGACGUGGUCUGCGGGGAGAGGCGGGCCGGGUUCUGGCGUGGGCCAGGCAGGGCUGACAGCCCCAUGCCUGCUGGGCACAGGUGCUGCCCUCGCUCCUGGAGGCUGUUCCCGCUGAAAUCCGGUGGCCGCCCGCUUCCUGUUUUUCAUUCCUAUCUGGCUGCCCCUGCCCUGGAGGCCCAGCUCUGGGCUCUCCCCGCUGCCCACCUCCACCUCCCGGGCCACGAGGUUUCCAGCUCAGCCAGAAGGAGCCCAGAACCAUCGCCCUGCCGCCAUCCUCCGGACCAAGGGGAGCCUUAUGCGCCAGAGAAGAGGGCAGCCCCCCUCCACCCGGUGCUGAAGCCCAGCGUGGCCUCCCUGCCACUGAAGGAGGACUCGACAGAACUGCAUUGCUGAGACCCCCUUGCGGAGUGGUUGGGUGGGGUGGGGCCCUGGCUGGGGGGAAGGGACCAGCCCUGCAAGGACCACCCCCUGCGUCCAGUACCCACUGUGUUGGGAUGAGCACAAGGAUCCAGUUCUGGGCUUAGAGUUCAGUUUUUCCUUGGAUUGGGGUCCAAUUGGCAAUAAAGUGCACUUUGACUGUGGUCA
Messenger RNA from Myotis daubentonii (Daubenton's bat), 4547 nucleotides. RefSeq names its product huntingtin interacting protein 1 related (gene HIP1R). NCBI's taxonomy places the organism in Eukaryota, Metazoa, Chordata, Mammalia, Chiroptera, Vespertilionidae. Gene Ontology annotation, molecular function: clathrin light chain binding; clathrin-cargo adaptor activity; phosphatidylinositol-3,4-bisphosphate binding. The record is from RefSeq and is a predicted model, not a curated record. Gene Ontology annotation, biological process: clathrin coat assembly; actin filament organization; endocytosis. Gene Ontology annotation, cellular component: clathrin-coated vesicle; cortical actin cytoskeleton.